Gracilinanus agilis (Agile Gracile Mouse Opossum) is the source of this 2174-nucleotide messenger RNA. Its product is annotated as YTH domain-containing protein 1-like. Gene Ontology annotation, molecular function: N6-methyladenosine-containing RNA reader activity; mRNA binding. Bases 79 to 2079 code for a protein of 666 amino acids. Gene Ontology annotation, cellular component: nucleoplasm. Gene Ontology annotation, biological process: mRNA splicing, via spliceosome; regulation of alternative mRNA splicing, via spliceosome. The transcript has a single exon. The record is from RefSeq and is a predicted model, not a curated record. Lineage: Eukaryota; Metazoa; Chordata; Mammalia; Didelphimorphia; Didelphidae.
AACAAAAAUUAAAAAAAAAUAACAACAAAAAAACCGCAAGGUGGUUUUGGUUUUUUUUUUUUGUCUUGAUCUGGAGAGAUGGAGGUCUCCAAGUGGGAGGACGAGGAUGGAGAUUUUCCUGCUUUGGACAGUAUUUUAAGUGAAGAUCAUGAUCAGGACGAAUUCUACCGGGAAUUGUAUGACCCUGAAUUUGAAGAAGGGGAAAAUGAGGGAAAGGAUUCAAAAGGACAAGGGGACCAAACGGAAAGUGCUGAAAGCCAGAGUCAAAUAUCUUCUGAACAUUCAAGACAAUUGACUUCCAAGCUACCCCAGUUCCCUCUUCGCUGGGAGCCACGUGAAAGUGAAGGUGAAAAGACUUCAGUCAGGGAAAGGGAUCCACGAAGCAGGACCGAGUCUUCCGCAGCAGAAGGUUCCCCGAGAAUCAGGCAGGGCAGCAGAUGCAACCUUUCUUCCACAGAGGAAGCAAGCUCUGAAGAAUAUGACCCUGAGACAGGCAGCGGGGACUCUACGGAAGAGCACGAGGAGCAGGGAGACUGCGGAAGGACGGAGGCGGAAGGAAUGGAAGGAGAGGAAGAGUGGCAUGCUGAAGGAAUGGAAGGAGAGGAAGGGUGGCAUGCUGAAGGAAUGGAAGGAGAGGAGGAGUGGCACGCUGAAGGAAAAGAAGAAGACCACAGAGGGGAGGAAGAUGAGCAAGAGGAGAGAGAGCAGGCAGAGAGAAGCAACUCUGAUACCGAAGGAGGUGCAGCCAGCCACUCUUCUUCGGAGACUGCACUUUUCACAGAAGGGCCAGUCACAUCUGGUUCUGCCACAGAUGGGUCGGAUGUGAAAAACCAGGGGAGGAGCAGAGCCAGAGGCAUCGCUUCAAUUGUUCUUCGUAGAAGCCCAAGUUGUGUGCCAGAAGCAUUGGCACGUUCGGAAAAGCAGCGCAAAAGAAAAUCAUCAUCUUCUGUUGAUGCGCUUGAAAAGGAGCAAACCAGGAGCCUGAAAUAUAUUCUCCGGGACGCAAGAUUCUUCCUCAUGAGGAGUAGCAGCCACGAAAACAUCUCUCUUGCCAAAGCCAGGGCUAUAUGGUCAGCAGCUCCAGCCACGGAAAGACAAUUGAAUGCUGCCUUCAGAUCUGUAAGAAAUGUCAUCUUGAUAUUUUCUGUGAGUGGAAGCAGAGCAUUUCAAGGCUUCGCGAGACUCUCUUCGGAAUCUCGCCACGGAGGAUCGCCCAUACACUGGGUUCUGCCUGAAGGAAUGAGUCCCAGAAGGCUGGCAGGGGUCUUUCAAAUUGACUGGCUUUGCAGGCAUGAAUUGCCCUUCAGCAGGUCUUUUCACCUUACCAAUGCUUUGAAUGAACACAAGCCGGUUAGAAUUGGACGUGAUGGACAGGAAGUGGACCUGGAAUGCGGGACCCAGCUCUGUCUUCUCUUUCCCCGGGAUGAGAGGGUUGACUUGUUUCCGGUCAUGGAGAAAAUGCAUCGCAAGAGAAGAAUGCGUUCACCGUUUCGUUCAAGACGAUGUCCAUGCCGUGGAGAAAGGGUCCCGGACGUGAGGAGAAGAAGGCAUGAGUCAGAAGAGGAUGAUGCUCAUAAGAGCAGAAAGAGACCAACGAUGGACUAUGGCCCUGGGUUUCCUCCCAGCCCGGGGCCUAUGGAGCAUCCAGGCGAUGGGGAAGCGCACAGAAGAUUUUCAGGAGUUCCCAGAGACGUUUUCUUAAACGGGUCCUAUGAUGACUACUUGAGAGCCUUUCACCGGAGGAGGCCACCUCCACCAAGGCAGGGCACCAGCCCGCGUCCAGGAAGAGAAGGGUCUUCCUAUGAUCCUCGCUAUCGGCACCGUGCUCUUCCUUCUCGACAGUCCUUUUCGGGGCAGCAAUCAGGACCACAUGAAGCAAGACACAGAGACAAACGACUAUGUGAUUAUGACAUGCGCGUAGAUGACUUCCUCCGUGAAACUCGAGCUGCCCUCCGUGGUCCAAGAAGUAGAUCCCGUGGAAGACACAGAGACAGGAGAUGUGAGAGUUCCAGAUAUGCCGGGAGACACAGGGAGAGGCAUCAACGCGAGCAGAGGCGAAGAGAAGAGAGGAGAAGAUGAAGGGAAACUGGUGGUGGUGGUGGAGGGUUAUCUGGUUAUGACCCAGGUCUGAAGGGAGACAGGAAGAUGGAGAAGGACCCAAAGCCUCCCCGUGA